AUGGAGCCCAAAUGUACACAGCCCAUCCAUCACUCCUGGCCCACUCCCCUCAAAAGAAAAUGAACUGCGGUCCACCUGGUCCUCCGCCCCGGCCGGCGUCCACUCGCCGCCGUCGAGCCGGAGCCCCAACGCCUCAAGAGUCAAAGAUGGUAACCAGUCCUCGGCGCGCUUCACCUUCCCAGCUCCGCUCUCCUGGAAGGGGGUGGGCACACUCACUAACCAGGGCUCCUGAUCCCGAUUUGUGUUAGUUCAACUUCAACCGCGUGUGACGGAAGGAUUGCUCCGCGAAUCGGGGACCAAUCGGUUGUGGAGGCCCCUGUCUAAGAAUCAUAUGUCGCCUGUGUAGGCAUCGGCUGCAGCUUUGCCCUCAAUUUGGAUGUCGGAGAAUGUGUUGCUGUGUGCCUUCGGCCCUUCACAUCAACCAAGGAAUCAAGAUAUCUAAAAAGAGGCUUUCUGGUUGUUUCACUCCACGUCAGAUUCUCUUAUCAAGAUGUGAUGCUGAUUGAAGGGGUGAAGGGCACUUGCCGGACCAAUCAUUGAGUGAAUCUAUUUCACCACUUCUUUACAUGGUCCAGUGAUUUGUGAGAGUAAUUGCUUGUAAUUUGUGAGAGCCAUGGUCUGUAACUGCUGAAAGGAACUGUUGAAGUCAUUUUCUUUGUCGAACUUUAAAUAGGAAUCUCUUAGCACAAUUCUAAUUCUCCACCAUUGUCUUUGACCUUACUGCUACAUUGUAUCUAUCAGACAGCAUAUUCAUUCCUACAAAUGCUAGGAUAAGUCAUCAAUUUAGAUUUAACAAUAGUACGCCCUUUGAUUGUAAACCGACAACAUCAUAUUAGGCAUGAUAAUAGAUAAACCAUUUUUUUUGUGAUAGUUCUUUUGCCUCUUUACAUUUGUAGCAGACACGUAACCUAGACGCACGAUUUUGUGUAAAAAUUGCCUCACUAACCACUGAAAGAAAAAUGCUAUUUUGGUUCACCAGUCACCACCCGACAACUGUCAUUUACUUCUGUCUUUCUGAUUUGAGUUUGACCCUUCCAAUUCUUGAUUGAUCAGGACAGUAUUUUAUCAAAUUCUGUGAUAUAUUCAGGUUUAUCUGUUUUUCCUCCUUGCAACGGGGAGACUUGACUAACUUAUGAAACUUUCCAAUUUAGAUAUUUCAUUGGGCUAUCCCACACUCAAGUAAUUACUUCAAAGGAGUUAAUAUAUUCUUCUUCUCAAAUAGAGGAAUAUAAACCUCUUUUGGUAGCUGUAACCUGGCCCUCCUCCAUUCCUUUGCAUUAUCUUCCAUGAAAAACAGCUCAUAAACAUCAGAGUGUGUAUGGAGCUCAAAGCUAGAGUUGAUGAAUUAAGUAAUACUUGAGCAAUUUGUCAGGAGAAGUAAAACAAAAUGGCAACCUUCUUAGUCAUCGAUCUGCAUUGUUCAAAUAGCAGCUGUUCCGCAGGCCAUAUGUGCAAAACAUGCACCUCAAAGGAGCAUCAGAAAUGCCACUGUUUAAGUCACUGUCCAAAAUGUGGAUAGACGUUCCACAUCUUGUGUACGUGGCAUGCUAAUAUUUGCUGUGCAUACUUUGAAAUAUAUUCACCUUCAUCUAUGUUGUAUGAUAGUAGCAACCUCCUCAGCUAUAUAAGUGAACAUCAUGUCCAACUUUUUACAAGCAAAGUGAUCAACCAGUUGUGUAUGCAUUUUGUGCCUACUCUACCUUGAAGACAUUCAUUUGCCUUCCCAUCAUUCAACACUUGUAAAUGGAGUGUUAUAAUUUACAACUCCAGGCAGCAUGCUUGAAAAGGAGCCUCUUUGAUCAGGGAUACUUGGAUGAGCAAUUUUGUCAGAUUGAGGACUUGCAGGAUGAAGCAAGUCCUAAUUUUACAGAAGAAGUUGUUUCCUUGUUCUUCAAGGACUCAGCCAGGCUAAUGACAAAUAUUGAGCAAGCUAUGGAGAAGAACCCCAGAGAUUCCAAUAGAUGGGAUGCACACAUGCAGCAAUUAAAAGGAAGCUGUUCUAGCAUUGGUGCUUCCAGGAUGAAGAAUGAGUGCACAUCAUUCAGGAAUAGCUGUGAAGACGAGAAUGCUGAAGGCUGCAUGAGGUCUUUCCAAAAGGUGAAGAGGGAGCAUGGUGUCCUCAGGCAGGAGCUGGAAUCCUAUUUCCAGCUGCUCCGACAAGCCGGUCCUGCUGAGACUUCAACCAGGCCUGGGGGCGCAUAAGGAACUGGCUGCUGGCGUGAUGGCUUCCAGGGCAGGCGCUCCACCACGUGGUCGUUGCACACCAGCAGUAAAAAGGCGGGCCACGAAUAAGAAUUUUUCCAGAUCCCUAUGGGGGGAAUCCUCUAAGCUACUACAAGAUUUUAACUGUAUAUCCUACAAAAAUCCAGGCUCUCGAGAAGCCAGAUAGUCCCUUAAGCUGGUGUUUACUGACUAGUUAGGCCUGGCAAAUAAGAGCAACCUUUUGGCGCCCCCCACGGCGAUAUAGCUUGACGGACCAUCAGGUGUGCCAUGUCUGCCUCUCUGUCUCUAUAAUAAGCAGUUAAGUAUACAUGGUCAAAUAAACUCGAUGGAGUUUGCAGUUUGCAUCACGAGACCUUUGCUUGGA
This is a messenger RNA of Panicum virgatum (switchgrass), 2587 nucleotides long. Its product is annotated as pseudo histidine-containing phosphotransfer protein 5-like. Gene Ontology annotation, biological process: phosphorylation; phosphorelay signal transduction system; cytokinin-activated signaling pathway. Gene Ontology annotation, molecular function: histidine phosphotransfer kinase activity; protein histidine kinase binding. Lineage: Eukaryota; Viridiplantae; Streptophyta; Magnoliopsida; Poales; Poaceae. The transcript has 8 exons. The coding region runs from base 1744 to 2202 and encodes 152 amino acids. Gene Ontology annotation, cellular component: nucleus; cytoplasm. The record is from RefSeq and is a predicted model, not a curated record.